Messenger RNA from Siniperca chuatsi (mandarin fish), 2559 nucleotides. It is a transcript of the gene ydjc, whose product is annotated as YdjC chitooligosaccharide deacetylase homolog. Lineage: Eukaryota; Metazoa; Chordata; Actinopteri; Centrarchiformes; Sinipercidae. The record is from RefSeq and is a predicted model, not a curated record. Gene Ontology annotation, biological process: carbohydrate metabolic process. Bases 378 to 1310 code for a protein of 310 amino acids. The transcript is spliced from 7 exons. Gene Ontology annotation, molecular function: deacetylase activity.
UAGUAAAGUCAACGUCAGCCUACACCGAUGCUGCUGGCUAGUCGGAAGUACAGUUUAUUUCCACCGUGCCUGUGUGGCUUUGGACAUAUAUGGAUAAACGUGUCUAAUACUAUGGGUAUAUUUCCAAUGUGACUGAAGUUAUUAGCAGCGGCCUGCUCUCUCAACCGGGCCCCCCCCCACCUCAUGGGCCCCAGUGCAACCACACUGCCUGCGCUGUCUAUAUUUACGUCCCUGAAUUCACCCAUUCACUCACACACUGAUAGCAGUGAAGGUGCUGGCCAAAUCAUUUGGGAGCGAUUUGGGGUUCAGUGUCUUGCUCAUGGACACUGAUACAUGUGGACAGGAGGAGAUGGGGAUCGAACCACAGACCAGCAAUAAUGCCACAGCCCAAAAUGAUGCUGGUGGUGACGGGAGAUGAUUUUGGCUACUGUCCCAGGAGGAACCAGGGGAUUGUGGACUGCUUCCAGGCUGGAGGCAUUUCCAAUGUGUCACUGCUGGUUAACGCCUCUGCUGCCAAAGAGGCAGCAGAUCUGGCUAAAAGGCACAACAUCCCUAUCGGCCUCCAUGCCAACCUGUCAGAGGGCAUUCCAGUGUGUCAGAGCCUCCAGCAGGCCUCCACACUGAUAAACCAGCGCGGCUUCUUCCACGGGAAGAUGGGCUUCCGUCAGGCCCUGGAGAGAGGUCAGCUCAGCAUGAAACAGGUGGAGCUGGAGUUGAGAGCCCAGGUCAGACUGUUCAGGGAACUGACAGGUCACCUACCCCACCACAUGGAUGGACACCAACACGUCCAUGUACUGCCAGAGGUGCGUGAGGUGUUUGCACAGGUCCUGUCAGAUCUCAGGAUUCCAUAUACUCGUGUUCCAGUGGAGCCAGGUUUACACAACUGCCCAUGGCUGCCAGCACACCUCCAAAGCUUCUACACACAGGUGGAGAAGAACGCUCUGGACUCCAUCCCUGUCUUCACACGCUAUGGAAUCAGGUGGCCAGACGUGUACCUGGGACUGACCACCAUGGGCCAGAACAUGUCCGUCCCCAACAUUCAGAGGGCCCUCAGCCACGCCCUGGCUGCAGGGCGCUCAGGCUCCACCUCCAGCAGUGCGUCCGACUCUAAUCAGCCUGCAGUCACAGCAGAGCUCAUGGUCCACCCGGGUUAUCCCAGUCACCCCCAGGAAGGAGGGUGCGGAGAGGGCCCGGAUGACUUCUCCCAGUCAGCUGACAGACAGCACGAGCUGAGCGUGCUCAGAGAGCCGUCCCUGCUGGCCCUCUACAGCCAGGAGCGAGUGCAGCUCUGCGCCUUCAGAGACCUCUGACUGCGGCUGUGUAAAACAUGUAUGUGUACUGCAGAGAGCCAAAGUGACACCCAGUUUCCCAGCUUCUGUUCCAGAAGUCACUGGAGUCACACUGACAUUUGUAAUAACACAACUUACUAACAGUGUGUGAUGGGGGCAUUUUACCAACAACCAAACACAAUAUUGUUGUUAAUUUCAGUUUUCAGUUUUAGCGGCCUUUAAUGAACACCAUUUCCCAUAAGCCCAAGGCAGUCACAGGUUAAAGGUCACCAACACAACACACAGAAGCAUGUGAGUGGGAGCGAUGAGAAUGGAGCUGUCCCGUGUGAAAGCUGUAGCUUUUUGAAUGCUAACUAAUAAAUCAUUAACUUUGUUAAAAUCAUGAAGGAUUUAAACCCUUUUCAGAAUAAAGAAUGAAGGAACCUUCAAUGAGAGCCUGUACUGAGUUAUAGAGGCUAGACAGGAAGUGGCACCAGGACUUCAGCUCUCUAUAGACCCUCGCAGUUGAGCACAGAAUCCGCUCUCAGCCUCUUCACGUUGACUGAGUAAAUGUGACUGUGGAGCACAAAAGUACAAAAAACUACAGUAACCUACAAACUGGAGCGUUGUGUUCUGCUUGGAAGUUUCCCUUAAAGUGUGUGGAGAUGUGAAGCCACAGUUUUCUGUUUUCUAACCUCCAAACGACGGGGUUUAGAUAUUAGUUUGCUCCCAGAUCUCAGCUUUCACUUGCUGAGUACAAUGUUCGUAUUACAGAUGAAUUCAACUACAAAAAUAAGACCCAGGAUGUAAUAAACUUUAGUUAUUAUCUGAUCUUGAGGUUCUGUCUGUAAGUCAGAAUCUAGUUUUAACACCUUCAUUAUUUUAGUUUUGUAUGUGCUUAAUCACAUGAGCGCACAGCAGUCUGGGCUCAGGUAGCAUGCACUCAUGGAAAAACUCUGCACAUGUAAAAUAGUGGAGGGAUGGGCUAAUAACGGGCCCUCCAACAAGGAGGCUUCCAGUGAUCUCAGGUCUGUGCACAAGUAGCACUGCACAUCUCAUCACCUGCCAAGUGUGUGUCUGUUAUGUGUAAUGUUACUUUAACAUUCACAUUUUAAAUCACCUGUAACCGUACUGUGUGUUUGUAAUAUUUAUAGCUGCUGGGUAUUUGAAAUCUUAUAUUUUCAUAAAGUUUCUGUUGAAGCUUUUUUAUGCGUUGCUAUAUUUGAAUUGACACAACGAUCAUAACUGGACUGGACUGGACAGUGUGAGCUAAUAAAUGGUGUCAAACUGA